Mugil cephalus (flathead mullet) is the source of this 2625-nucleotide messenger RNA. Its product is annotated as protein arginine N-methyltransferase 8-B. Gene Ontology annotation, molecular function: protein-arginine N-methyltransferase activity. The coding region runs from base 710 to 1927 and encodes 405 amino acids. Gene Ontology annotation, biological process: peptidyl-arginine methylation. NCBI's taxonomy places the organism in Eukaryota, Metazoa, Chordata, Actinopteri, Mugiliformes, Mugilidae. Gene Ontology annotation, cellular component: plasma membrane. The record is from RefSeq and is a predicted model, not a curated record. The transcript is spliced from 10 exons.
AGAAGGCAUUCCGUCUUCUUGAAGUACGGACGUAUUCUUCUUUGUGACACCGUUCGCGGAAUGUCAUCGGCAGGGUUCGUGCGUAACGGUACGCGUGUUUUGCGCACUCGCAGUUUGAAUCGAGACCUCUCUAACUUUCUUCCGAGCUGGGAUGAAGGACUUUCCUCGGCGUAAAACGGAGAUGGGAAUUGUGCCGGAGUGAAAAAACAAAACAAAACAAAACAAAAAAGCUGGGAGAGAAAGGACCAUUUUUGGGGUGAAGUUGGAAAGACAACUGGAUGCCUUAUUUUUUAUUAUUUGGUCGUGGGUGACACCUCUCUUCUUACCCAGAAACCUAAGCGUUGCGCGGGUGUUAAUGGACAGAUUGACUCCUGCUUGGCAUCAAACCUACAACCUUCCAGUCGCAGCGUACGCUCUCCAGCCAAUAGACUUCCCUGGCACAGCGAGUCCUCCCACUAUAGCAACCUGUAUCACGUUUAUAGUAUGGAUAACCGAACGUUUCACCUCGCGUUAGUCCACUUAACAACUUUUCUGGGGGAAUGGAUUUAAACCUAAUUUGCUCGAAACUGUGAUUCUUAGUAUGACUUUCGCUUGUUCCCCACUGUAUGUAUAUAUUAUUUAGCUUAGUGUUAUUUUAUUUUCUGUAAGGAUCUCGGGAAAAAAAAAAAAAAAAAAAAAAAGAGUUGCAGCCUAAAUCUCGUCGGCUCUCAUGGGACUGAGGCAUUCGUCGCGUUGUUUGCUGCUACGGCGGAAGAUGGCGGAGGCGGACAGCUCGGAGCGGCAGCAGCCUGUCAUGUCCCCCUUCUCUCAGUCUGCCCAGCCCUCCCCCCUGCCCAAACCAGUGCCUACUACCCACCACGUGCCCUGCGUCCCCCACACGCCUCAUGUAGCAGCCCUGGCCACCUGUCCCGGCCGAGGCAAGAUCGCCAAGUUCAUCAGCCCUGAGGAAAUGACAUCACGGGACUACUACUUCGACUCUUAUGCCCACUUUGGCAUCCAUGAGGAGAUGCUGAAAGACGAGGUGAGGACGCUGACCUACCGGAACGCCAUGUACCACAACAAGCACGUGUUCAAAGAUAAAAUCGUCCUGGACGUCGGCAGCGGCACGGGGAUCCUUUCCAUGUUCGCUGCCAAUGCCGGCGCCAAGCACGUCUACGGGAUCGAAUGUUCAAGCAUUUCUGAAUAUUCAGAGAAGAUCAUCAAGUCCAAUCACCUACACAAUGUCAUUACCAUCUUCAAGGGCAAGGUGGAGGAGGUGGAGCUGCCCGUGGAGAAGGUGGACAUCAUCAUCUCGGAGUGGAUGGGCUACUGCCUCUUCUACGAGUCCAUGCUCAACACGGUCAUCUUUGCAAGGGACAAAUGGCUGAAACCUGGAGGUCUGAUGUUCCCUGACAGAGCGGCUCUCUAUGUGGUAGCCAUUGAAGACAGGCAGUACAAGGACUUCAAGAUUCAUUGGUGGGAGAACGUGUACGGGUUCGACAUGAGUUGCAUUCGGAAUGUGGCCAUCAAAGAGCCGCUGGUGGACGUGGUGGAUCCCAAACAGGUGGUGACAAACGCCUGCCUCCUGAAGGAAGUGGACAUCUACACCGUGAAGCCAGAGGACCUGUCCUUCACCUCGGCCUUCUGUCUGCAGAUCCAGCGUAAUGAUUACGUCCACGCGCUGGUCACUUAUUUUAACAUAGAGUUCACCAAAUGUCACAAGAAGACUGGCUUCUCCACCGCUCCAGAUGCACCCAGCACGCACUGGAAGCAGACAGUGUUUUAUUUAGAGGACUACUUAACUGUCAAGAAGGGAGAGGAGAUCUUCGGCAGCGUCGCUGUCAGACCCAAUGAGAAGAAUGUGCGUGACCUGGAGUUCACCCUCGAGCUCGACUUCAAGGGGCAACUCUGCGAGGCCGCCAUUUCCCACGACUACAAAAUGCGUUAGGAUCGAGAACAAGGCCCUGGUGCGCACCGACCCUCAGCCCCUUGAAGGACGCAACUAGAGAGGGGCGGGGGGGGCACAGGCUCUCCAACGAGCACUGCGGCCGGCCAGAGAGGGCAAAAACCGACGCAUCUGAUUGGAUGCCAACCAGCCAGCAUCUCAGUGAUGUCAUCAAAAUAGAGAAGUAACCAUCAGCUCUAGUGCCGCCACAUGUUCCAACGCGACCGGCACAUCGUAGAAUGUAAGAUCCUACGUGAACUCGAUUUGUCACCAGAUUCGGGGAAUUAUUUUUUAAGUGACAUAGUAUUAAGUCUUUACAUUGUUGAGUGCUAAUUGAACAACCCUGUUGGGGUAUGAGGCUGAAAGGGUCACAGCGCAGUCAUUAACUAUUUUUCCUUUUAGUGAUUUGUUUAUGGCAUAAGUGUGUAGUAAUUACUAGUGUUUUAUUUAAUUAUUUACUAGCUGCAUGUGAGACAUGUUUUUUUUUCUUCGGUUCAUUGAUUUCAGAAAGAUGUGAAAUGUAAUUUAUUUAUUUAUUUAAUUAGCAACAAUUGGGAAGCAGCUGCUCUUUGGAGCCAGAGGUGAACGGCGCCUCAGAACUGUAACAAACAGAGAAGCAAUAUGUCAUGUGUCACGUUAAUUCAGAGAAAGGAGCAAAAGAACGUGAAAACAGAAAUGAAGAAUAAAAUGUCACAGAAUCA